Cannabis sativa is the source of this 408-nucleotide messenger RNA. RefSeq lists its product as uncharacterized. NCBI's taxonomy places the organism in Eukaryota, Viridiplantae, Streptophyta, Magnoliopsida, Rosales, Cannabaceae. The record is from RefSeq and is a predicted model, not a curated record. The transcript has 2 exons. The coding region runs from base 1 to 408 and encodes 135 amino acids.
AUGACCAAUUUGAUGCUUACUGUGGAGAACAUGGGUGAAGCAGUGGUUACUGCUGGCUAUCUUGUAAAAAGGUGUCUCUCUAGUGCAAUAGAGUUGAAAACCCAUGAGGAGAAUUGGUUAGGAAGACCACCAGAUUUGUCAAACCUAAGAGUGUUUGGGUAUGCAUCUUAUGCACAGCAAAGUGUAGGAAAACUUGAACCAAGAGCUAUUGAGCGUAUGUUUCUAGGCUAUCAAGAGGGAACUAAAGGUUAUAGAUUAUGGGUUAGAGAGCAAGGAGGUUUUAAGAUCCUAAUUAGCAGGGAUGUGAUAUUUCAUGCGAUUGAAUUUCCAUGUUUAUCUAAGAGUUACCCUAACAGUAAAGAUGCAGGAACUUUUAACCCUACAUGUGUUCACAUAGAAACACAAUAG